AUGAGGAAAUUCCUCAUUUCUCUUUUGGCCGUUGCCGACAACGCCGCGCCCUUGCAGGAGGAUGCAAAGACCGCCGCCGUCGUGCAGGGUAUCGAUACCACAGCAAAGUUGACGGACAAAGACGUUGCUUGUUUUUUGAAAAACGGAUUCAGAGCCGGGAUCUUCCGCAUUGGAAACGAAGGAGCGGUGGAUAAGGUCGGAGUGGAAAAUGCGCGCAAAUCUCAUGCCGGUGAGUUAAGAAGGAUAAGUAAAUUUUUUGCGCGUUAGCCCAGACACGGUAGAGGCUUGGGGCUAGAAGUAAUUUUUCUGGCGCCGGGCUUGGGGCUUUAGAUUGACAAUUUUAGCCUCGGCCUUGGGUAAAAGAGCCACCGAUUGAGAGUAGUAGUUAAAGUGUAACUUGGCUUGUUACACUCUCCAUAUUUCGCGUACUCUCUCGGCCGCAACGCUCAUUGAAUAUCCAUUUUUUUAUGUUUCAUUUUUUUUUGAUUUUUUCGCAUAUUACCAAAACAAUUUUUUCAGCCGGCUUUAAAUACGAACUCUACAUUGCGCCCAAUCCGUUUAGUCCAGCCGGACCCCAGUUCAUUUCGGCGUAUAAUUACGCCAGAACGGAGCAGCUGGUACCGCAGCGGGUCUGGCUUCAAGUCACUUCGCCAAUGUUCUGGGACAGAAACACGACCAACAACGCCAGAUUCAUCACCGAUUUCAUUCAAGCGGUUAAGGUAGGACCUCUGAUUUAUAAAAAAAAUUGGGGUGAUUUUUUUGGCAUUUGAGCCUCCGAGCUGCGCCCUAUGAAAAGCGGGGUUUUUGUUGAAAAUCGCUUAUUGUUAGAUACGGAUGAAACUAGACUUGGCUCUCGGGCCGGCCCGGGCCGAAAAUCGCGGCCCGGCCCGCGGGCCGGAAGAUGUCGGCCCGGCCCGUUUCAAUUUUUCUUCGGCCCGGGCCGGCCCGGGCCGGCCCGAAAAUUGAGAAGAAGUAAAAAACCUUAAUUCGCUAUUAGAUAUGACACAUUUUUCUUUACUAUAGCAACUAACAGUACAUUUUUAAAGCAAAAAAUUACUUACCAACGCAUUGCCUUUUUAAAAUUAAUCAAAAAAUUCCCGAGAUCCGUUUUCAGACUAUUAAAAAUUGCCCCAAGACCAAUUUUACAGAUUCAGCAAGGGUGGAACCACGUUUAACAAGGUUUUUAACUUCAAGAUGAUAGUGUUGCUUCACACGACUUCUUAAUUGUGUUUUUAAGGAUGUCGGUUACGUUUAUUUUGAGUUUUGCUUCAAAAAAUUACUACAAACACUAGUAUACAUUAGUACUUAAUAGAUUUUACUAGUAAAAUUACUUAUUAUUAGCCAUUUUUCAGUAGUUCCGUGCUUUAUUUUUAUAAAAUUACCCUUACUGUGAGAAAAAUAUAAACCCCCUUCUUGGCUUUGCGUUUUAAUUUUAUUGGCAACCCAACUAUUCGCUUUGAAAUUCAGAAUUUUAAUUUUGCCGGGCCGGCCCGGGCCGAAAGUUGCGGCCCGGCCCGCGGGCCGGAACAGGUCGGCCCGGCCCGGCCCGUUUCAAUUUUGCUUUGGCCCGGCCCGGGCCGGCCCGGGCAGCCCGGCAGCCAAGUCUAGAUGAAACUAGGCAUACACUUAGAUUAAUUUUUGCUAAAAAAUAUGCGAGAUUAUUAAAUUCCGUUUGCAAACACGGCCGAGAUUUUUACGUCCAAAGUUAUCAGAGAUGUGACACUUUUUUGCGGAUUUUGGCGUAAAAAGUUUCAGGUCUACUUUUAUCGAAGUAAGUAAUGUUUCCACAAAAAAUGUAUUUUUUCCGCGCGAAAUCAGCAAAUAUACUGCCUAAAAAGCGCGAACUAAAAUUUGCAGGAAUUAAUAGAUGGCACUUUAUUUAUCGUCAUUGAGUGCGUAGACUUUUUGUCGCAUCGCAGUAAUCAUUAAGAGUUCAGCGCUACAAGAUCAGAGCCGGUCUCUACACCAACUGGUACGACUACGAGCAAAUCACGGGAAAUUCCAAGGAAAUCCCCAAUGUCGAUGUCGACAUUUGGUAUUGGCAUGUGAACUCGCCCGGUCCCGGCGGUGAGCAGUCCCCCGAACACUCCGACUACCGUCAGUUUGGCCCAUUCUCUGGCCCCGCCGCCAUCAAACAGUUCGCGAUUCGAAUGAAGACAUGCGACGUGGAUAACAAUUGGAUCUCCAUCCGGCCGUGA
Bursaphelenchus xylophilus (pine wood nematode) is the source of this 2198-nucleotide messenger RNA. The record is from the annotation of a GenBank genome assembly. NCBI's taxonomy places the organism in Eukaryota, Metazoa, Nematoda, Chromadorea, Rhabditida, Aphelenchoididae.